AUGCGAGAAGCGGCUGGUAGGAUGGCCGAACUAGAGUUCGAGGCGCCACUUGCUCAAAUCGAAGAGGCGGACGACUGCCUUUCAACGGCGGAUUACCCGCAGAAGACCAUAAAUGGCAACGAUAUACGCCUCAAUAACAUCAACAACCUUAAAAAUGAUUUCGUCAAAAUGCAAACUGACUCCAAUAAAAUCAACGAUAAUGACGAGCCGAGACUGGUGAAGUGUAAACAGGACAAUAUGCAAAACUGUGAAGGCGACAAUUUUACAGAGACUUUCUCUGGGUCACUUGAAGAUCUAGUGAACACUUUUGAUGAGAAAAUCACGAAGUGCUUUGGAAAUUAUGAAGAAAGCGUGGAGAAGCUGGCCCCGGUGCAAGUUCGUUCUCAGGAGGAAAUAAUGAACGAAUGCCAAAUGUGGUGGACUAUCACUGGUAACUUCGGGAACAUUCUACCGAUAGACUGGACAAAAUCUUUCUCAAGAAAAAUGCACAUUCCCACAUUAAACCUGAGCGACAAAAAGGGCGCAAUGACACCAGACGAUGAGAUACAUAGCUCUGAAGACGAAGCCGUGGCAUCAGAUUUGGACAUGCACGCUCUGAUUUUGGGCGGCCUGCAUCAAGAUCAUGAGUGUCCGGUUAAGACGGCCGAUGAGGUGAUACAAGAAAUAGAUGAUAUGAUGCAAGAGACACCGUCGUCGGAAGGCGAUCUGAUCGAGUAUAAUGAGGCGUUGGAGAAAGGCAAGGAGGUUCUCAACUCACCGCUUUACGAAGAUAAAUUACGUCAGCUAUCUCUCGCUCAACUGAAUGAAAUAUUCAUGGAACUAGAAGUACUUAUCAGAGAGUUUUCCGAAACUCUAAUAGCUGAGCUCGCGCUGAGAGACGAACUGGAAUAUGAGAAGGAGUUGAAGAACACUUUCAUAUCCCUGCUCCUGGCAGUACAGAACAAACGCAGACAGUACCACAUUGAGAAGAAGAAGCGACCUGGACCUCCUAGGUCGCCUAACUUGAACACAAGUCACUCUGAAUCUAAGUACUUGACCACGGUUAUCCCUUUCCACUUGGACAAUGGACCUCCCGACAAUCAGUCUCUACAAGUUCUUAUCAAGAUCCUGAAAGCAAUAAACGAAGACAGUCCCACAGUCCCUACACUGUUGACGGAUUACAUACUCAAGGUCUUAUGUCCAACA
Molecule: messenger RNA, 1185 nt
Organism: Brenthis ino (lesser marbled fritillary)
Lineage: Eukaryota; Metazoa; Arthropoda; Insecta; Lepidoptera; Nymphalidae
Source: the annotation of a GenBank genome assembly